GAGAGAGAGAGGAGAGAGGAAGACAAAGAGUGAGUGAUACUUCAGCGGAAGAAAGAAGUAAAAUGCAGAAAUAGUGAUAGAGAGAGAGAGAGAGCUAGAGACUGAGAGGCGGAGUGUGAAAGGAUAUACAUGAAACUGAGACCAAUGGAUCAACAACAUUGAUGGUGAAGAAGAAUGUUUUACUUUAAUAGUAACGAUUUUACAGAGGAGAAUUACUGAAAAACACAAACUUUAUGAUAGAGUCAACAUUUUUGACUAGAGAUGGCUAGAUUGGAAUGCAAAACUGAGGAAUACCUUCAUGAUGCUUCUGGGGUGGAAAGGUGCUGUGAGCGUUGUCAUAAAGGUGAGUGACUAAUGGUGUGUUUCUGUUGUUCAGAUGGCUGUUGGAGCAAGAUGUCUGAAAGACCAGUGUUAUACAUGUGCCACAUAUACACAUUAUAUUAUGUGUAUUAACUGUAAAUUGCUUUGUCUGCAACAUGACCAUAUUAUCAAAUGAUGAACUGCAGUAUAGAGGGAAAAACAUCAGCCCCUUUAUCUCCACAACACUACAUGAACACAAGUGGAGGCUGCUGAGGGGAGGACGGCUCAUAAUAAUGGCUGGAACGGUGCGAAUGGAAUGGAAACCAUGUAUUUGAUACCAUUCCACUCAUUCUGCUCGAGCCAUUACCACGAGCCCGUCCUCCCCAAUUAAGAUGCCACCAACCUCCUGUGAUGAACACAUUACUAUGGACAGUAUAAUACUGUGGCCUAUAUAUGGGUGUAUGGAUGAUCACAUUUCUCUGUCAUUCUCUCAUUCCUAACCCUACUCCAGGACAGUAUGUUCGCACCGACUGUGGCAAGUCUACAAAAACAGAGUGUGAAACCUGUCAACAUGAAUACUACACUGCUGAAUUAAACUCCUUGAAAAAAUGUUUACCCUGUAGGGUCUGCCAUUCCAGUAAGUUCCCCCCUCCUGUCCCUUCCUCCUACUUAUUCUGACACUCAUUGUUCUCUGAGUAAAAUCAUCUUCUUAUGAAAAAUCCCAACACUGUCACUUCCUUUUUGAUCUGACUCAUUCUCUCUCUCUCUCUCUCUCUCAAUUCAAUUUCAAUUUAAGGGCGUUAUUGGCAUGGGAAACGUAUGUUAACAUUGCCAAAGCAAGUGAAGUAGAUAGUAAACAAAAGUGAAAUAAACAAUAAAUAUUAACAGUAAACAUUACACUCAGAAGUUCCAAAAGAAUAAAGACAUUUAAAAUGUCAUAUUAUGUCUAUAUACAGUGUUUUACGAUUGUGUAAAUAGUUAAAGUACAAAUGGGAAAAUAAAUCAACAUAAAUAUGGGUUGUAUUUACGAUGGUGUUUGUUCUUCACUGGUUGCCCUUUUCUUGUGGCAACAUGUCACAAAUAUUGCUGCUGUGAUGUCACACUGUGGUAUUUCACCCAGUAGAUAUGGGAGUUUAUCAAAAUUGGGUUUGUUUUCAAAUUCUUUGUGGAUCUGUGUAAUCUGAGGGAAAUAUGUGCCUCUAAUAUGGUCAUACAUUUGGCAGGAAGUUAGGAAGUGCAGCUCAGUUUCCACCUCAUUUUGUGGGCAGUGUGCACAUAGCCUGUCUUCUCUUGAGAGCCAGGUCUGCCUACGACGGCCUUUUUCAAUAGCAAGGCUAUGCUCACUGAGUCUGUACAUAGUCAAAGCUUUCUCUCUCUCUCUCUCUCUCCGCCCCCCUCGCUCUCUCAUCCCCCUUCUCUCUCUCUCUCCCCGCCCCCCCGCCCCUGCUCUCUCUCUCUCGCUCCCCCCUGCCCCCUCCUCUCUUUCUCGCUCUCUAUCCCCUCUCUCUUUUCACCUCACUUCAUCAUUUUUUGCCUUUCCCGCUCAAUACCUCAUCUCUCCCUCUACCGUCCUCUCUCCCACUCUUUCUCUCCCUUCUCUUCUCUCCAUCUCUCUCUCCCUCUCUCAGGUAAUAACCAGAGGGUAUGGAGUGAGUGUGAAGCCAGUAGGGACAGGCAAUGUGUGUGUGUGACUGGUUUCUACUGUACGGACGAUGGAUGCGAACACUGCCUACCCGUGACCCUGUGCCCUCUGGGGUCAGGGGUCGUGAAAGAAGGUGAGAACUGCCUCCUCACCUCUACACCACAGGAGGUUGGUGGCACCUUAAUUGGGGAGGACAGGCUCGUGAUAAUGGCUGUAGCGGAAUAAGUGGAAAGGUUUCCAAUACAUCAAACACAUGGUUUGAUGCCAUUCUAUUUGCUCCGUUCCAGACAUUAUUAUGAGCCGUCCCCCCCUCAGCAGCCUCCUCACCUCUACACCCUGUUCUAAUAUUACACACCAUUGCCUCUGAUGAGCUGAUCAUGAGUUGGAGAUACUAAGGCUGUCAUUGAAAAGACACCUGACAAGAAAUCAGAGUCUGUAGUCUAUUAAGAUGCACUCAGGGUAAAUGUUUAAACCACUGUGGGUCUUUGGCAGUACAAAACAUCUUAUUACUCUGUGCUUGUAUAAUCUGCCGGGUGUGUGUACUUUACUUUGAGCAGCUGACAUGUCUGACAUCUGUUCCUAAACCCCCCAGCCACCCCCCACAAUGACACAGUCUGUGCCCCGUGCCUACCUGGGACCUACAACAACAUCUCCGAUGCCAUCACACGCUGCCAAACACACACCAGGUCAGAACCCUUCACACAAAGUGGCUCUGAUUUUUAUUAAACGUCAACUCAGUAGGUGCAUUUGUUUGACACAAAACGUUUGACAUUUUUAUAAAGUUGUGGGACUGUGGGGUUAAACUCCUUUCUCUGUUUCACAAUCACUUUCUUUCCCCUCUCUCUCGCUCUCUCUCUCAGGUGUGGGGACCUAGGGAGGGAGGUGAAAAGUGCUGGGACUGAGACGACCGAUGCUGUGUGUGAUGCCAUAUCUAUAUCUCGUAGGUCGUAUAGCAUCUCCUUUAUUGCACAGUAGGUGGAAGUAUAUAGAAAACUAGAUGGUAUACAUGGCAUUUUACCAAUAUUUCUUCCACCUCCCCUCUUUCUCUCUCAGUAAAAUUGAAUUGAUUGAAUGAUUUAUUGACAUAAGUAAUGUACAUCGAAUACUGUAAACAAGAUUAGAGCACAUUACGUUCUCCCUCAGAAAUGGUUCAGAUAUAUAUAUAGAUUGGCUGUUUGUUAGGUUGUCCCUCUCUCUCAGGGUGUCACUGGAUACUGCCUACCAGUCUGUGGGCGGGACUAGUGGUGACCUCACUCCUCAUCAUAAUCUUGAUCUGCAUCUAUUGGAGGGCCAAGCGUCAAUCUUACAUGCCAGGUGCGUAUGUCAUCACUGCCAACGCCCACACUGAAUAAGUGUGUGUUUGUGCACUCCUCAUCGUGGAUUUAAAAAUAUUGGAUUGAUGUAAGCAUUAGCUGGAGGGAGUUCCCACCAUAUUCCUUCAUAUUACAGGGACUCUCUCUUUGUACUGUAGAAACAUUUGUAGGUAUUUACUAAGACAUUACAAUGAAAAAUGGUAAUAACAUUGAAAAAUAGGGUUGUUGGUCAGGACCGAUGUAGGCGUGGCAGGGUAGACCACUUGGGCAGGCUCAGGUGAGACCCCUUGAAUGGGUACCUGGUAGGCUACCUCUUGGACAGGCGCGGGAUGGCCCCUUGUACGAGUGCAGGUUGGCCCUUGGACAGGCGCGGGAUGGCCCCUAGGUUGGGCACUGGGUAGGCCGCCCCUUGACGGGCGCAGGUUGGCCCCUCGGGCGGUCGCAAGAUGACACCUUGGAUUGGUGCAGGUUGGCCCCUCGGGCGGUCGCAAGAUGGCACCUUGGAUUGGCACAGGUUGGCCCCUCGGACGGGCGCGGGGUCAUGUUGAAAACCUGUGACAUGGAUUAGCCAAGGCCCAGGGCGUCAGGAAAGCCAAGGCCCAGGGUGUCAGGAAAGCCAAGGCCCAGGGCGUCAGGAAAGCCAAGGCCCAGGGCGUCAGGAAAGCCAAGGCCCAGGGCGUCAGGAAAGCCAAGGCCCAGGGCGUCAGGAAAGCCAAGGCCCAGGGCGUCAGGAAAGUUGGACACUUUACAGCACAGCAGGGUGUGGCUCCAAGGUGGGAGCGGAAGGAGAUGCCAUGGCAACAGCGUCGCUGAGGCUCCAUUUGGGAAGCGUUUGACAACUCCAAGGCAACUGCCAGCUGAUGCUUUGUGUCCAGUGCAGUUGGGAGUUAGGCGAGAGUCUUGGCUGGUCCACAGUGGUGACAUUACAGGUUCAGUAGAUAUAUGGGUAGCCCGGGGAAGGGGUGGUGUUGUGUUGCCGGAGCACUGGAGCAUCGCUUCGCCAUUUCCCACAAUGGUGCUUGUUUAUGUUGGUAGCCCAAAGACAUGAUGAAUGGAGACAAAGUCAUGCUGAUAGAGCCCGGUCCUGUUGAUGGGUGACCAACCACUCCGCUACUCCCUACAGUGACCAACCACACAGUCCUUCAGGUGAGAAGGAAACACUGUCUUUGCCGUGGUGGAUGGAAAUCUGCUACGGUACACCUGGUAAACAUCAUCCAGCUUGAAGGACCAUGAAAAAUAGGCUAAGGAACCUAGGUAAUUUGUUGGAUAGAUGUCACCAGCAGUACUCGCCGAUGACAGAGACAGUGCCAAAGUUCACAUAUUUAUUGAGGACUUGUGGUUAGACAUGGUAAAGUUGGAUUUGUGUGGUUCUGCAACAAAGGAGAGACAUCAUGUGCAAGUUGCAUAACAUAAAAGGUGAUAAGGAUAAACCUAUUAAACCAAUACAUCUGAAAUAAUGAAAAUAAGGACAGGAAACAAACCUACUCUUAACUUGGACGCACACAACUGGAAAGAAACUGAGAAAUGGCUUGACAGGCUUUAAAUACAAACGAAGUGUGAAUGCGCCUAUCAGGGCAGUCCUGAUAAUUACUGACAGGUGUGUGAUUGCAUGAGCGAGUCAACAGGUGAAAUCAACUUGCUUGAGCAAGUCCAUCUCAGCUGUACACUACUCCACUCUGAGGGCUUUUGUACAUACAUAGUUAUAACCUAUUAACAACUUGUUUGUUUCUUUGGGAUUACUUUUUUUUAAAGCACCAAACUAGGCCCCAUUUGAUAGUUAGGCCUACCAAUUGUUAAGUAAAUGCUCUUUUUGUCUCUCUGUGUGAUUUCCCAGCCAGCAGAUUUCAGAUCAGGUACAGUAGAUAUUAUCUGGUGACAGACACAGAGGCAGUGAGAAUUCUUAGUGUUUCUAAUCUCUCCUACACAGUGACAAUAUGCAUCACAUUGUACAAAUAUUAGGUGUCAAGGUGCUAGACGUAAUUUGGAUUGAAUGAAAGGAAAUAAGGUCAUUGCUUUUCACCGUCAGACGUAGGAACUCGCCACUUCCUCUAGAGAUGAAUCAGAUCACAGACAAUAUGAGUUAAAGUGAAACUUGCAUGCAUUACUCAUAUGCUUGAUCAGGAGGUGAGUGCACAGCACAUCAACCAAUGUGAGUCCGAGUGCAGCUAAAUGUCACAGGAGCAUAAGAGGAGACCCUGUAGACACCACUGCGAUUGGCUUCUGGUUAUAACAUUUAUGUUUCAGCCUAAUAUCUCAAACAAACAGAUGUUUGUUGAGAAACGACUGAGCAUAAAAUGGGGAGUUGAGAGAACAUUGUAGGUACACAGAGGAUAUCUGUGAUCUCAAACUGAUAUCCUCUUUUUGAAAAAUGUUGUUUCAAUUAUAUAUAUACAGUAUUUAAUUCAAAUCAAGCUAAAUACAGGUUCCACAGAAUAAAUAACCGCAGUUAGACUACCCUGUGAAGGUAGAAAUAAAAAAACCUGCCUCCAGAUUCCAUGUAGAUCUACUCAUCAUCAGUUAUGAAACUAUAGUAGGCAUGAAGCAAGCUAUUAUAGCUUCUUGAGUGUGAGAGACAAAACCACAUCCUGUGUCGAGCUUGACACGGUUAUUGGAAAACCACAUGACACAUGUAUCACAGCCAGUUAACUCAUAGCAAGAAAGCUUUGGGUAAAGUACAGUGGCGUCACUGGUUGAAACAUUUUGUGACUGUCCUUUAUAUCAAUGCUUCACCAGUGGCGGUUGGACUUACCCACAAUAACAGAAAGUCAGAUAAGAUGCAACAAGUACAUGAAUGUUGAUAGUGCUACUCAGUGAUAUCAUGUCUGUCUGUCCUGCCUGUCUGUCUGUAGCCAACUCCAGUGGUCCUGGUAUUCCUGUAGAGCCUGCACCUCCUUCCUUCGCUCCAGCUGAGCUCAAGUUCCCCACAGAGUGCAACAGCCAUUGGAGCCUGGACCAGAAAUGUACUGAGCCACUCUUCAUCAACACAGGUGAAAGUCCCUCAGUGGUAGUUGGAAUAGUUCACCACAAUUACAAAUGUAGCUCCUCUAAUGCAUACACCACCGGUCAAAAGUUUUAGAACACCUACUCAUUCAAGGGUUUUUCUUUAUUUUUACUAUUUUCUACAUUGUAGAAUAACAGUGAAGACAUCAAAACUAUGAAAUAACACAUAUGGAAUCAUGUAGUAACCAAAAAAGUGUUAAACAUAUCAAAACAUAUUUUAUAUUUGAGAUUCUUCAAAUAGCCACCCUUUGCCUUGAUGACAGCUUUGCACACUCUUGGCAUUCUCUCAACCAGCUUCACCUGGAAUGCUUUUCCAACAGUCUUGAAGGAGUUCCCACAUAUGCUUAGCACUUGUUGGCUGCUUUUCCUUCACUCUGCGGUCCGACUCAUCCCAAACCAUCUCAAUUUGGUUGAGGUCGGGGGAUUGUGGAGGCCAGGUCAUCUGAUGGAGCACUCCAUCAGUCUCCUUCUUGGUACAAUAGCCCUUACACAGCCUGGAGGUGUGUUGGGUCAUUGUCCUGUUGAAAAACAAAUGAUAGUCCCACUAAGCCCAAACCAGAUGGGAUGGCGUAUCGCUGCAGAAUGCUGUGGUAGCCAUGCUGGUUAAGUGUGCCUUGAAUUCUAAAUCAAUCACAGACAGUGUCACCAGCAAAGCACCCCCAAACCAUAACACCUCCUCCUCCAUGCUUUAUGGUGGGAAAUACACAUGCGAAGAUCAUCCGUUCACCCACACCGUGUCUCACAAAGACACGGCGGUUGGAACAAAAAUUCUCCAAUUUGGACUCCAGACCAAAGGACAAAUUUCCACCAUUGCUCGUGUUUCUUGGCCCAAGCAAGUCUCUUAUUAUUAUUGGUGUCCUUUAGUAGUGGUUUCUUUGCAGCAAUUCGACCAUGAAGGCCUGAUUCAAAGUAUCCUCUGAACAGUUGAUGUUGAGAUGUGUCUGUUACUUGAACUCUGUGAAGCAUUUAUUUGGGCUGCAAUUUCUGAGGCUGGUAACUCUAAUGAACUUAUCCUCUGCAGCAGAGGUAACUCUGGGUCUUCCAUUCCUGUGGCGGUCCUCAUGAGAGCCAGUUUCAUCAGAGCGCUUGAUGGUUUUUGCGACUGCACUUGAAGAAACAUUCAAAGUUCUUGAAAUGUUCCGUAUUGACUGACCUUCAUGUCUUAAAGUAAUGAUGGACUGUCAUUUCUCUUUGCUUAUUUGAGCUGUUCUUGCCAUAAUAUGGACUUGGUCUUUUACCAAAUAGGGCUAUCUUCUGUAUACCCCCCCUACCUUGUCACAAUACAACUGAUUGGUUCAAACGCAUUAAGAAGGAAAGAAAUUCCACAAAUUAACUUUUAAGAAGGCACAGCUGUUAAUUUAAAUGCAUUCCAGGUGACUACCUCAUGAAGCUGGUUGAGAGAAUGCCAAGAGUGUGCAAAGCUGUCAUCAAGACAAAGGGUGGCUAUUUGAAGAAUCUCUUUUAUGAAAUAUAUUUUGAUUUGUUGAACACUUUUUUGGUUACUACAUGACUCCAUAUGUGUUAUUUCAUAGUUUUGAUAUCUUCACUAUUAUUCUACAAUGUAGAAAAUAGUAAAAAUAAAGAAAAACCCUUGAAUGAGUAGGUGUUCUAAAACCUUUGACCGGUAGUGUAUACCGCAUAGAAAGGAGGUAUUCAGUGGACCCAGAGAGUAAGUUGGGUUUGUUUACUGAGCUACAGGUUAGCAUUAGCAUCGUAGAGUACAGAACAAUAUGAGUGAUCGGACCCUGGUUAGCAUGGUUUCAGGGCUCGAUUCAAUCCGUAUCGCCAAAGUUCAGCACUAUAGCGUGAUUGAAACUUAAAGGCCAUGUUCCCCUUCGUUCACAGUGACUGCAUUCACGGUAAACACUGUAUAUGUCAGCUCAAUCGGAAAUGACCUUUAAAUUUCAAGCACGCUAUAGAGCUGAACUUCGGCAAUAUGGAUUGAAUCCAGUGCAAGGUAUCCACAAGAUGAGGUAAGUUUGAAACUUUAAAUAAUCUCCUGACAAAUCUCAUCACCAAAAACACAUACUUUCCAUGUGGAGUAGCUAUAUGUUAUAAACCUGUUCAUUCGGCUAUAUUAAACCAUAUCCAUCAUUCACCUCCCGAGUGGCGCAGUGGUCUAAGGCACUGCAUCGCAGUGCUAGCUGUGCCACUAGAGAUCCUGGUUCGAAGCCAGGCUCUGUCUUAGCCGGCCGCGACCGGGAGACCAAUGGGGCGGCGCACAAUUGGCCCAGCGUUGUCCAGGGUAGGGGAGGGAAUGUCCGGCAGGGAUGUAGCUCAGUUGGUAGAGCAUGGCGUUUGCAACGCCAGGGUUGUGGGUUCGAUUCCCACGGGUAUGUAUGAAAAUAAUGUAUGCACUAACUGUAAAUUGCUCUGGAUAAGAGAUUACUAAAAUGUAAAUGUAGUUCUGCAGCUUCCCAAUUAUCGAUAAUGUGAUGGCUCUCAUUUAGAAUGGAUCAGAUGUAAUCUAAACUGAGGCUGCCAAUAUAAUCGACCAUCAGGAUGAGUUAUUUCUCCAUUUGCAAGCGCCUAAAAUGAAAUCAUUAAAAUACAGAUUUAUUGAUACCUUGAGAUGGGGCUUGUGUAGGCUUCAUGAAGGAUAAAUACAGUACUUCUGUUUUCUUAUUACGUGACGUUGGAGGGUUAUUGUUGUGUGCUCAUAAUAUUUCCAUUGUGCAUCCCAGCUGUUAUUCAGGUCCCAGCUGUUAUUCAGGUUAACGGCUGUACGUCAGACUGUGAAGUUGAGUCCAAUAGCGCCACCAUAACAAUGACAGCGUCAGAGCGAUUCAGCCAAUCGGAUCACAGUAAUGGAAUGAGAGGAAAUUACAUUAGACCCUCCCGCUACCUAUCAGAGCCACAGGAAGAUGAGUGGCCAGGGACAUAA
This is a messenger RNA of Coregonus sp. 'balchen', 9139 nucleotides long. The record is from the annotation of a GenBank genome assembly. NCBI's taxonomy places the organism in Eukaryota, Metazoa, Chordata, Actinopteri, Salmoniformes, Salmonidae.